Paramormyrops kingsleyae is the source of this 2918-nucleotide messenger RNA. RefSeq names its product microtubule-associated protein 9 (gene map9). Lineage: Eukaryota; Metazoa; Chordata; Actinopteri; Osteoglossiformes; Mormyridae. Gene Ontology annotation, biological process: mitotic cytokinesis; regulation of mitotic cytokinesis; mitotic spindle assembly. Gene Ontology annotation, molecular function: microtubule binding. The record is from RefSeq and is a predicted model, not a curated record. Gene Ontology annotation, cellular component: astral microtubule.
GAGUUGUAUUUCAAAUAAAGUUUGAAUCUGAACCUGUGUAGUUUGAAUGGCGGGGGCUCAAUAAUGUUCCUAUCUAGAAAAGGGGGCUCUGCAGAGAAAGUUUGGGAAUCACUGGCCUAAACGGACAUAAAAAGCGCGUGUGCUCGCGUUUGCGGCGCAACUGUAAAAACGUGCGUGUGCGCGCAUCUACGCGAACGUCAAUGCGUGCUAUUGUGUUCGCGUCUACGUGUGCCUAUUUCCUCCAAUUCCCAGAAACAAACGGGAACACUUCCGCCGCAGUCCGUUACCUAGAAACAGCCAAGCAAAAAGCUCAUAUCACUCUGUAGUCUCUUAUAAUGUGGUUGUGUCAUGGCAACAAAUUUCAGCAAGUAUAUAAGAAAUUUCUAUUAAAAUUAAGCUACCUAGCUGGUCACUAAAUGUACCAUAAUUUAUGGAUUUGUCCCGUGGUUUUUAGCCGAGUCUUCCAUUGAAAUAACGGUAAGCGCAGCAAAUGUAGUAUGCACCCAAGGCAUUAGCCUGCUUCUUAUAGUAAACAAGCCUGUAGUUUACCUAAUUAAAAAGAAGUACUUACCAUGUGUUAAACAGCCGUAUAUAGCUUACAAAAUUACUGUCUUACAAUACGAUAAAUAAUACGUGCCCUGGGGAGGUCGCUGGCUGUCGUAUUGAUGUUAUUGGAAGAUUAGCGACGUAAAGCAAUAAACUGCAGCACUCAUUAGCAAGAAGAUGGAAGACAUGUCUUUGGGGACCAUGCUGGCGUACACAAGGAGCCGCAAAACCUCCAGGAGAACCACGUUUCAGGACGAAUUGCAGGCUGCAAUCUCAGCCAGGGCUCAGAGAAGUACGUACCAGGAAAGGUAUUCUUACUCAGAUGACUUUGACGAUGAAGAUGAUAUAUUUAAGGAACUGCUACAUUUUUCCAAACAGAAGAAGAGUGGGGCAUUGAAAUUGGAAAAGAAGAAAUCCAAAAUCAAUGACUUCAGGCUUUCUGAUGAUGAGGAUGAAAAUGUGAAACCCAAGCGAGUAUCAUUUCUGAAAACAAAGAAAAAGACGUCUUCCCCACCCCCAGAAAUCUCGGAACAGAGGGAGAGCCCAGAGCCACCGGUAGACAGUGGUCCAGAUGGUAGCCAUAGUGAUUCCAUACAGUCGUUUCACUCUAGAAGCAGUGUCCUGGAUUCCAAGGAGUCUCCAACCUUGGAGAGGGGUCAGUGGAAAUCCCCUUCACCUUCACCCCGUGACACUGGCGAGGUCAGACCAGAGACAAGAAUUGUAGAUGAAGAAGAUUCCAGCCUCCAGCCCAAGGAACCAAACACAUUUAAGACCAGCUCCACAGGUAGUAUUUUGGAAGAUGAGUUGCCCAAACCAAAGCCUCGUCAGAGGACCCUGAAGUUCCCCACUAACACGGAGAGCGAGUCGCUGCCAGAGAGGCCUCUCACGUCGUCUGUGUCCAUCCCCCUGUCCCCCACGGAGAUGGACAGCACCAGAAAUGGGGCCUUCCACAACUCUAGUCCUCAGAGGGCUCCCAGAGAGGACGUCUCUGUUUCACCAAAGUUCAGCGCACAGACAUUUUCUACUGAAGAUCAGCUUGACAGUUCUGUCCACCAAUCCACGCCUGGCUCAGUGAGUAAAGAGUCGUGCGCUUUGGAAGACGGAGAAGAAGAAAAUUCUCAAAAAAACGGCAGGUCCUUUGAAGAGAAGCAGGAGGACACUGCAGAUGGAUCGCAGCUUAGCGCAAGUAUGGAGAGCAGUGUGGCAGAAAAGGCCAGGGAGAGGCCGACAAGUUCCUGCACAGCCAGAUCUCAGAGGACCCAAAUCUGCCGGCCGCACACAGCACAAUCUCGAUACCUGGGGACGCUGAAAGUUCUGGAUCACAAAGCGUACACUAAAGAAUCGCAGGCUGAAAAUGCUGACUCUUUGAGGGCCACAGUGUACCAGGAGUGGCUAAAAGGUAAAGAUCAGAAGAUGAAGGAAACAUUGAGGGUCAAAAAACAAGAAGAGAAAACACUAGCAGAGAAAAAGAUUCAGGAAGCCCUGGAUAAAACGGGCGAAGCCAAAGCGUCAUUUGAAGCCUGGAAGGAGAAGAAAGCAGAAGUCACGAAAACAAAAAUGAGAGCAGAGCGAGAAAAGAUCAGGAGGCAGCAGAUGGAAACAGAUGAGAAGGAGGAGAAGAGAGAAGAGGCCAAGAAGGUCUUCGAGAAGUGGAAACAGGACCAGGACAAAUGUCUGAAGGAGAAGCAGCAGAUGGAGAAGGUGAGCGGGAGCAGGCUGAAGCAGAAGCAGGAGGAGCAGACGGAGACGAGGAGGAGAGAGUGUACGUCAGCCUUCAGCAAGUGGAGUGAAAAAAAGGAGGAGAUUAUUCAAGAAAAAGUGAAGUUGGAGCAUCGGCAGAAGAGGAUAAAGGAAGAGGAGGAGAAAUAUGAGAAAGAGGAGAAGAGCAGAAUGGCCCUGGAGAUGUACGAGACGUGGAUGCGACGGAAGGAGCGUCAGAGGCGACGAGAGAGGAGACAAAAGAGAAUCGACUCCAUUCUGCUGGAGGCCCCCCCCCCAUGGAGCCCACCCAGUAAGACAGUGCCCUAUGGGAAAUAGACUCAUAGUUUAAUUAAUUUAUGCAUUACAAUGCAGCCAGACCAGGAUCUCUGUGUUGUGGCUAAAACACGACUGUACAUAUUUUAACAAACGUUUAAUCAUAUCUCUGGAAUCCUUUAUUAUAUAUUGUAGCUUAGCUGGGAUGUUGUUGGUAACACCAAGGACAUGACAUUCACAUGAAUGGGUGACUCUGAGUUGGGUGUCUUUACUCCUGUGUGUGUGUGAGCGGGUUUACCUAUCCUUAUGGGGACAUAAUGUCCCCAUAAUGUGAUAAAUAUCCGUUUUUUUCCCUUAUGGGGACCGGUUUCCUGGUCCCCAUAAGGGAAAACUCUAUU